ACAGUUUUUAAAGUUUUCUCAAAAUUCUAAAAUAUGACUUCAGCUGUGAAGAUAGCCUACCACAUAUCAGCUUUCAGCUGGUAUGCUUUCAUUGUUAACUGUCUUGCUUCAAAGGAUGGAGAGGACUUACCUGCAGGAAUCUUUGUGUAUGGAGGACCGUGGAAGUAUCUCACCUUUUUGAACUUGUUGCUACAAAUGACACUCUUUGGAUUGGCUGCAGUCAAUGAUCUUCAACCGGGAAAACAGACAGAAAGUACUCUGAAAAAGUGCAACGACUUCCUGUUCUCCGUGUUUGGGUUUCCUGUGGGGAUGUUCGUUGUUCUGCUUUUCUGGACAAUCUUUGCCUACGACAGAGAACUGGUCUAUCCGGCGUCCAUUGACUCCUUCUUCCCUCCAUGGAUAAACCACGCCAUGCACACUUUUGUCCUUCCAAUUUCGCUGGGAGAGGUCCUGGUUCAGCCUCAUGCCUACCCUCAGAGGAAACACGCUCUAGCAGCACUAACGGUUGUUGGAUUGGCAUAUCUAUCAUGGUAUUGUGACUUAACAAAGAAUAUAAAUCUACUAAAAUCAACUUCAUGUUCCCUCUUCAUGUCCUGCAGGAUCUUAUGGGUGUACGUCUCUGUGGGAGUUUGGGUAUAUCCUCUUCUUGGGCACUUCAGCCCCUCUGGCUUGGCGGGCUUCUUCUUCUUUAACAUGUCUGUGGUGACGCUGCUCUACAUGCUCGGGGAAAAGCUCAACAACCUCGCCUGGAGUAAGAAACAACUGCAGUCAGCCGGCUGUCAGGUCCCUGAAGCCUUUAAGAUGCUGGAGGUAGUCCGGAUCUGCAUCCACCAAGCCGACGGAAAUGAUCCUCGCCAGUAA
Molecule: messenger RNA, 861 nt
Organism: Oryzias melastigma (Indian medaka)
Lineage: Eukaryota; Metazoa; Chordata; Actinopteri; Beloniformes; Adrianichthyidae
Product: androgen-dependent TFPI-regulating protein
Exons: 7
Coding region: 34-861 (275 amino acids)
Cellular component (GO): endomembrane system; membrane
Source: RefSeq, a predicted model, not a curated record